GCCGCUGCCGCCGCCGCCGCCGCCGCCGCCGCCGCCGCUACCACCGCCACCGAAGCCGCAGCUGAAGCGACCUCCGCGUUCGGGAGUAGAAUUCGGAAUCCCUGCGCCUGGCUAACAAUGAAGCAGAGUUCCAACGUGCCGGCUUUUCUCAGCAAGCUGUGGACGCUGGUGGAGGAAACCCACACCAAUGAGUUCAUCACCUGGAGCCAGAAUGGGCAAAGUUUUCUGGUCUUGGAUGAGCAGAGAUUUGCAAAAGAAAUUCUUCCCAAGUACUUCAAACAUAAUAACAUGGCCAGCUUUGUGAGACAACUAAAUAUGUACGGCUUCCGUAAAGUAUUACAUAUCGAUUCUGGAAUUAUAAAACAGGAAAGAGAUGGCCCUGUUGAAUUUCAGCAUCCUUACUUCAAACAAGGCCAAGACGACUUGCUGGAGAACAUUAAAAGGAAGGUUUCAUCUUCAAAACCAGAGGAAAAUAAAAUUCGUCAGGAAGAUUUAACAAAAAUUAUAAGUAGUGCUCAGAAGGUUCAGAUAAAGCAAGAAACUAUUGAGUCCAGGCUUUCAGAAUUAAAAAGUGAGAAUGAGUCCCUUUGGAAGGAGGUGUCAGAAUUAAGAGCAAAGCAUGCACAGCAGCAGCAAGUCAUUAGGAAGAUUGUCCAGUUUAUUGUUACAUUGGUUCAGAAUAAUCAACUUGUGAGUUUAAAACGUAAAAGGCCUCUUCUUCUAAACACUAAUGGAGCUCAGAAGAAGAAUCUAUUUCAGCACAUAGUCAAAGAACCAACUGAUAGUCACCAUCAUAAAGUUCCACAUAGUAGGACUGAAGGUUUAAAGUCAAAAGAGCGGAUUUCAGAUGAUAUAAUUAUUUAUGACGUUACUGAUGAUAAUGCGGAUGAAGAAAAUAUUCCAGUUAUUCCAGAAACGAAUGAGGAUGUUGUAUCUGAUCCCAACUGUAGCCAGUAUCCUGACAUUGUAAUUGUUGAAGAUGACAAUGAGGACGAGUACGCUCCUGUCAUUCAGAGUACAGAUCAGAAUGAGCUAGCCAGAGAGUCAUUAAGUUUGGGAAGUGCUGGCAGCAGCUCCCUCAUGUCUAGUGCAGUCCAGAUAAAUGGCUCAUCCGGUCUAACCUCAGAGGAUCCUGUGACCAUGAUGGAUUCCAUUUUGAAUGAUAACAUUAACCUCUUGGGAAAGGUUGAGCUGUUGGAUUACCUUGACAGCAUUGAUUGUAGUUUAGAGGACUUCCAAGCCAUGCUCUCAGGAAGACAAUUUAGCAUAGACCCAGAUCUCCUGGUUGAUCUUUUCACUAGUUCUGUGCAGAUGAAUCCCACAGAUUACAUCAAUAAUACAAAAUCUGAGAAUAAGGUAUUAGAAACUACCAAGAGCACUGUCAUUCAACAAGUUUCAGAAGACGGGAGGAAAUCCAAGUCCAAACCAGAUAAACAACUUAUCCAGUAUACUGCCUUUCCACUUCUCGCAUUCCUCGAUGGGAACUCUGCUUCGGCUAUUGAACAGGGGACUACAACAGUGACAUCAGAAGUUAUACCCUCUGUAGAUAAACCCAUAGAAGUUGAUGGGCUUCUGGACAGCAACCCGGACCAAGAGCCAACCCAGAGUAAGCUUGUUCGCCUGGAACCGUUGACUGAAGCCGAAGCUAGUGAAGCCACUCUGUUUUAUUUAUGUGAACUUGCUCCUGCACCUCUGGAUAGUGAUAUGCCACUUUUAGAUAGUUAAACCCCAGUGGACACUCUAUGUAUAUAUUCAUCAAAAUGAUGAAGUAUUUAUUUUAAAGUAUCAUUUGGUACUUUGUUUUGUAAGUUACUUUUUGUUUAAUCAGAUACUGUGGAAUAAAAGCACCUUUUGCUUUUCUCGCUAACCACACUCUUGCAAAGCUUUCAGAUGUUACUUGGCUGCUUAGGUGUAUAAGUUUUAAUGCACAUUAUUGGAAUAUAUUAAGUUGAAUUCAAAUGGCCAUUUUUCUCCAAUUGUAGUAAUUUGGAUUUUUAUAUGCAAAUAUGACCAUUUAAUCCCAGUUAAACUUGUUUAUUUUCAAUUCAGUUAAAGUGUUUAGAAAUAAAGGUAGGAAACUCUGGUCUAGUUACUUUUGUUAAGUAUUUUUAACUAGGCUUAUUUUUAAAACUGGGAACAUAAAGUGCCUGUAUCUUGUAAUGUUUCAUGUCUUUUGGUUCAGAGAAAUGCCUCAACAAAAAAGGCCAAGUAUACACGAGUAAUCACUUAGAAGUGAUUCCAGCUCCACAAACAGAACGUGGAGACAGGUUGCAUUAACCCUGUCCACUUAGACUAGUUUAAGUAUGUUUUCUGGUUGGUUCUUUUAAACCAUGGUAUUUAGUAAAAUAAAUAUGACUAAUGUUGAGUACUAGUAUUUGUUGUGUCGUCUUUGGAGGUGGUGUCUACAUAAAAUGAUUUUUCCUUCUCAUGGGAAGGAGGUGGCUUUAAACUAUGUGUUGUUCAUCUUUAUCUCAGUGUGACUCAAGUCAAGAUCUUUGUGCUUUAUCUGAAAACAUAGAUUGUCUGUUGCAGUAAUGAGGGAAUAUGAUGCUUUUAUUCUCAUGUAUUUUAGUGUUCUUUGUUUUAAAAGUAUACUGGCUUGCUUUUUAUGUUUCUAAUAAAGAACAGAGAGAAAAAAAAAUCCUCUCGUUGCAAAUCAGAUGGGAACAUUAUCAGUGGAUGCCACCAAAUGCCUAUAUUAUUUGCCCUGAUACAAGAGAGUCAAAUCAACUUGUCCUUUUCAAGAAUUGAAAGGCUAGGGUACUUUAAAAGUUCAAGAAGUCUACACUCAGGCAGAGGGCAAGAAGUAGUGCAGUUAAUACCUACAUUUUACAUAUUUAUGAAGUAAAGCACUUCAAGAAGACUUCUCUAUUGGCCAUAUUGUACCUCA
Molecule: messenger RNA, 2890 nt
Organism: Microtus oregoni (creeping vole)
Lineage: Eukaryota; Metazoa; Chordata; Mammalia; Rodentia; Cricetidae
Gene: Hsf2
Product: heat shock transcription factor 2
Exons: 13
Coding region: 118-1725 (535 amino acids)
Biological process (GO): regulation of DNA-templated transcription
Molecular function (GO): sequence-specific DNA binding; DNA-binding transcription factor activity
Source: RefSeq, a predicted model, not a curated record